Messenger RNA from Gossypium raimondii (Peruvian cotton), 2093 nucleotides. RefSeq names its product aspartic proteinase PCS1. Gene Ontology annotation, molecular function: aspartic-type endopeptidase activity. The record is from RefSeq and is a predicted model, not a curated record. Lineage: Eukaryota; Viridiplantae; Streptophyta; Magnoliopsida; Malvales; Malvaceae. Bases 398 to 1729 code for a protein of 443 amino acids. Gene Ontology annotation, biological process: proteolysis. The transcript has a single exon.
ACAUCAACAAACAAAACAGGAAAUGUUAAGCAGUGUCGGGUCGAAAACAUUCCGAACGGCACCGUCUCGCCCACUCCACUCCACCAUGUAAUCUCUAGUUUGCAUAUCUCAGCCAGCCUCAAGAUAUUCUUUCUGAAGCUAACUGACAGAAAAAGAAAGAAGAAGCUUCUUAUUUUCAUACCAGAGUUCCAUGUUUGAAAUAUUUCACUGCACUCAAAAUAAAUUCCUUACCCUAUCUUCCAAGAAAACCAGUUUCUUUGUCACCAAAAAACACAUCUUUCUAUCUUCAUUUUCAUCUAAUUAUACUUUACAACUUCCAAAACCUUUACUUAAAUGUUCCAUUCCUGACAUUUAAAGAGCAAAGCUGUUGGUCAAAAGACACUAAAAUAAAAACAUCAUGAAAUCUUACAUCAUCUCCAAUUCUAAGUCUAACCCAUUUCUCAAAACCCUAUACCUUCGAAUUUUCUUGUUUUUUCUUCUUAUUCAGAUUCGCUCUUGUUUUUCUUCUUCACCAGCACCCUUCAUUUUCCCCCUUAAAACUCAAAUCCUAAGAUCUCCGAGCAAGCUUCAGUUUCAGCACAACGUUAGCCUCAUUGUCUCAUUAACAGUAGGAACUCCACCGCAAAAUGUUUCCAUGGUUCUUGACACCGGAAGCGAGCUCUCUUGGGUCCAUUGCAACCAAACAACCCGAAACAACCAACCAGACCCGACAAUAUUCAACCCGAAUCAAUCAACCUCGUACAAACCAAUCCCUUGUUUUUCUCCGACGUGCGUAAACAAAACCCAAGAUUUUCCAAUCCCACCUUCAUGCGACUCCGACAACCUUUGCCACGCAACUCUUUCCUACGCCGACGCUUCAUCUUCCGAUGGAAAUCUCGCCUCCGAUACUUUCCAUCUCGGGUCAUCUGGCAAUAUCUCGGGCCUUGUUUUCGGUUGCAUGGACUCUAUUUUCAGCUCUAACGCCGACGAAGACUCCAAAACCACCGGGUUAAUGGGCAUGAACCGUGGGUCCCUCUCUUUUGUUUCCCAAAUGGGAUUCCCCAAAUUCUCGUAUUGCAUCUCGGGUUCCGAUUUGUCGGGUCUCCUCUUACUCGGUGACUCCAAUGUCACGUGGCUUACACCGUUGAACUACACGCCGUUGGUCCAAAUUUCCCGACCGUUGCCGUAUUUUGAUCGGGUGGCUUACACGGUUCAGCUGCAAGGGAUCAAAGUAUCGGGUAAGUUAUUACCGAUUCCGAAAUCGGUUCUAGUUCCGGAUCAUACUGGAGCAGGUCAAACCAUGGUUGACUCGGGUACCCAAUUCACUUUCUUACUGGGACCCGUUUAUAACAUUUUAAGAAGAGAGUUUUUGAAUCAAACGGCUGGGGUUUUAAGGGUUUUGGAGGAUCCGAAUUUUGUGUUCCAAGGAGCAAUGGAUUUGUGUUACCGGGUACCACUGGGUAAAACCCGGCUACCAAAUUUGCCGUCGGUGAGUUUGGUAUUUACCGGGGCGGAAAUGGUGGUGUCGGGUGAUCGGGUUUUGUAUAGGGUUCCGGGUGAAACAAGAGGGAAUGAUUCGGUGUGGUGCCUGAGUUUUGGGAAUUCUGAUCUGUUGGGUGUGGAGGCUUAUGUGAUUGGGCAUCAUCAGCAACAAAACGUGUGGAUGGAAUUUGAUCUUGAGAAAUCAAGGAUCGGAUUGGCUCAAGUACGGUGUGAUUUGGCGAGGCAGAGAUUUGGUGUGGGCCUCUAGGGAAAGGAACAACAAUAAUACACACGGUGCUUUUCAAUUCCAAAGGGUUAAAACAUUAGCCAUGUGAUGAUCAACUUGAUCAGAGGCUGCAACCAAUUUGAUGAAGGGGGAGUGAGAGAUGGGAAGGCAAAAUUUCUUCCAAUUUGUACAACGGGUUUUUAUGUUUAUGACCUCAAAAUUUCACAGGUUUAUUAUAAAGUGCAACUCUAUUUGUUUUCAUUGUUGCUCUUUCCAAAUCCCAAUUACAAAGUAAAUGCUGCCAUUAAACCAGUAACAUUGACCAUGUAGAAAGGAGAUCAUGGGACAAGUUUAUAAAGUGUGACACUAAUAAAGAAAGGCUAGCCCAAUAUGCUGGUUUGUGUUC